Molecule: messenger RNA, 6491 nt
Organism: Mercenaria mercenaria
Lineage: Eukaryota; Metazoa; Mollusca; Bivalvia; Venerida; Veneridae
Product: glia maturation factor beta-like
Exons: 6
Coding region: 57-485 (142 amino acids)
Biological process (GO): negative regulation of Arp2/3 complex-mediated actin nucleation; actin filament debranching
Cellular component (GO): actin cortical patch
Molecular function (GO): Arp2/3 complex binding; actin binding
Source: RefSeq, a predicted model, not a curated record
AGACAAAUGCUGCUUCCGGUUUACUUCCGUCUUCCGGUUUGAAACUGAAAGUAGAAAUGGCACAAAAUGUACAAGUGUGUGAAAUCAGUAAUGAUGUUACCACAAAGCUGAAAAAAUUUCGCUUCAGAAAAGAGAAAAAUAUUGCAGCAUUAUUGUUGAAAGUUGAUACAAGCUCGCAGACAGUAAUUGUGGAUGAAGAAUUUGAGGACACAAAUAUUGAAGACCUGCAAGGAGAAUUACCAGAACAUCAGCCAAGGUUUCUUGUUAUAAGUUACGUGAGAGACCAUGGUGAUGGUAGAAUAUCAUAUCCGCUAUGUUUUGUCUAUAUAUGUCCAGCUGGAUGUAAAACAGAGUUAGCUAUGAUGUAUGCAGGAACAAGAAACAUUUUACAGAAAGAACUUGGCAUAACAAAGGAUUUUGAGUUGAGGGAUACAGAAGACUUCACAGAGGAGUGGUUAAACGAUAAACUGAGCUUCUUCAGAUAGUGCAAUAUAUUUUAACUGCCCUCACAGGCAACUAAUAUUAGUAUCAUAUUUUAUGACUGUGUAGUUAUCCUUGGAUAAUACAGAGGUUGAAAUUCCAUAUUUGUGCGGAUAAGCAUGCAUGAGAGAUAACUUUAUUUCAGUAGGCGUCUGAGGUGUCACAAUUCAGAACAUGACAAACUCUUCACAAAUUAUAGGCUUCACAGAUCACAUGUUCAACCAUACAGGUAAAAGCAGAGUUACAGGGUUUAUUAUUUGUAGAGUUACCUGUAGUGAGUAAUGUGAUUAGAAUUAUCGGUCAAUUUUAGCAGACGCUUACUGUUAUGUGAAGGGACUUACUACACUUACGCACACAGAUGUGAAAUUGCAACCUCUGGAAAAGUCUCGGGGUAACGGACCCAUGAUGACAUUCGACAGUAUCUGUUUGAUUACGUUUUCUUCAAAUGCUGUUUCAGCAAUCUACAGCUGCAUGGUUGCUAAUGUGAACUUCAUUAGCAGGUGGAGAAUGCUGAAAAAGCAUUAGGAGAGUAUACGUAAUCGAACGAAAAUUGCCGAAUGUCAUUACGGGUCUAUUACCUUAAAUGUCCCUUUUUUAUUCAUUUUAGACAUAAUAAUGAGCCGCGCCAUGAGAAAACCAACAUACUGCGUUUGUGACCAGCAUCUGCGCAUUCUGGUCAGGAUCCAUACUGUUCGCUUAUGGUUUCUCUACUUGCAAUAGGCUUUGAAAGCGAACAGCAUGGAUCCUAACCAGGCUGGUCUGGAUCCAUGCUGGUCGCAAACGCAGUAUGUUGGUUUUCCUCGUGUCGCGGCUCAAUUAUAUAAAAUGUACACAUUUCCUUAACUUCAGCUGUUCUUUGGCUCAUCAUAUGUAAUCUUUAACUAUUACACCUUAAUGCCUUAUCAGGGAUGAUGUCGUUUCUGCAUAGACCUGUUGAAAUUAUGUCACCCAGCAUAUAUGAGAGAUAUAUCAAUUUUGUCAUGCCUGUCUGUCAAAACAAUUUGUCCAAACUACCUACUCUGAAAGAAAUGUUUACAUUUCUACCAAAUUUUUCAGUAUAGUUCAUACAGUAUCUAAGUUGUCACCACUUUCUGUAUGAAUGACUUUCCAUGGAGUUAUGGCAUUUUAAAGAUCAUUUUGCAAUUGCUUCUGUUGACACCAGUGAGAGCUGUAUACUACAUUUCAGCAUAUGUGAAUAAAAAAUAUAUAGGUCCAUUUAAUGUCAUUUGAAGGACAGUUUGGUUUCGGUUUAUUGAAUGAAGAAAGCUUGGGCCUACAGCCAUCAAACUUCAUUAAUCAUUGGCUCAUGUCAGUAGAUGACCCAUAUCUUAGAUAGGGUGAAAGCAGGUUAACAUCUCUCAAAAUUCAUUGGAUAAUUGGCUGAAGUCAGUAGUUAGCCCCUAUUGUUUAGGGGGUCAGCAACUCUAUGGUCAAGGUCAUAUUGUCCUCAAUACUGAAAACAGUUUCUGAUAAAAAAUUGGAGGCCACAUGGUCUUACGUUACAAGUUCACAGUGGCCUUGACACUUAAAUCUAUUUUUUGUAAUCAGUAAACUGAGAAUAUUUGGGCAUACAGUCUUCAUAUUACACAGAAUGAAUGCCUAUAGUCGAAAGCUGAUAAGUAAAACUUUUGUGUCAUCAGAUCAUAGGACAAGAUCACAGCUUUCUCCAGAUGGGAAAAACUCUUUUCCAUACAAAACAUUCCAUAGAGUAGGUACACAGCACCAGUACAUACUGACUAAAGGUUAUGGUUAGGUUUAACCUAGCUUCAAAAAUUUAAUUGUGUUAUACCUAACAGGGCCACAGUGACUUGGUAGCCUAUGGAAAAGAGUGGCACCCUCUCCAGGUAUACGUCUUAUUUCAUAUUCAUUGACCUUUACAUUUUAAUGAAGUGGUAUGUGGAGACAUAUGCAUUUACCAAAAGCCAUCUCUAGUUUGCAUUUAUAACGUGUUUUGUAAAGGCUUUCUAUGUUUUAGUUUCACAGUUUUCAUUUUACUUUAUUUCCAUAAAUACCUCGAUAGUUUUUGGCAUAAUUAUACAGUGAAACAUUCCUUGCUUGAACAUCUUGGACUAAUUACACCAAAUAGGAAGUGACUACUCGGUGUUACAUGUGUCAGAAGUAGUCUAAAAUGUAGUUCCAUGUUGUUGAUGAGAUCUGGUAUAAGGAGUCAUAUAAGGAUGUGACAGUUAUAUUUUUGGCCUAGUUGUAUUGCUUAUUGUAUUGAGAAAAGAUCUAGACCACUUUCAUUGUGAAUUUUCAGGUUUUAGUUUUAUUCAUUGAGAAAAUGUCUACAUAUGCAUAAUCGCUAAACAGCAAAUUUCAUGGGAGCAUUUUCAGAGGGUGAUGUUUUUCAGAACAGAUUAUUUUUCUUAAAUGUAGAAUAUCAUCUCAAUAUUUUUUCAUUUUUGGUAAGAAGACGUGUUAUACUAAAUGGCUAAUAUGGUUUUUAUAUCAUUGAAAUGCUCAAAAGCACUGAAAAUGAGGUCUCAAGAUUUAAUUGUUUAUAUGAAAUAAAGAAGGAACUGAAUUGGUGUAAUGUAACCUUUACAAAUAAAUGUGGUCCCUGGCCAUUUUCUUUAUGUUUGCUAUGUUUGAAUCGCUGAUAACCCUAGAUAACUAUACUUUUAUGCUUUUUCCCUUGCGACUACGAUUGAUCAGUGUUUUACUAUAUUCUGAAAUAACUUUUACUAGAUGUUUUGAUUAAAAUGUGUAUGGAAAAAUUUCUUAUUGGAGUCUAUUAUUUUUUGGCAUAAUGUAAUCAGAUGUCUACUUGCCAGAUAAUAUGCCAUGUUUUUGACUUUUGAAAUAAGUGUUUUACAAGUGAUUUAGCUUCGUGUAGGGAUGAAAAGAGACCAUAUAUACAAAUAACAAUAGAACAGUUUUACAUAAUGUAGACAAGUGGACAGGAUUGAAAGCUAGUUUAAGUUUAUUGAAAUUUUCUCUACAUUAUUUUUUCGCUCAAAUCUGGAUAAUUCGAGCACCAUCCAUUGCAUUAGCUCAUCGUCAGGACCCUGCAAAAUCCCUGUCUAAUGUUUGUUGCUUGAUGACUGGAACUGCAGAUAGCUCGACCAAAUUUGCCAAUCCAAUCAAGUACUUACGAAUGAAGUUUAAGUUUGACUGUAUAUGUACUAAGGUCCUUGUAAAAUGCUUAUAAGGUGCUUAUUAAAUGGAUGUUAACGAUGUUUUUUGAGGUCUAAAAGGUAUCUACCAAUAAGAUAUUUUGACUGUUAAUGCUUUCAUAAGGAUCUGCAGAAAAGUUCUUAAUGGGUAUUCAAGUGCAAAUUAUUAUUAAUUUUUUUUUUUAAACGUUGGUAUUGCAGAACUUUAUUCUGCCCUUAGAAAUGUAAUGCUAAUUAUUUGCAGACAUGCCUGUAAAACCAUUUUUAAUACCAAAGACAAAAAAUCACAAAUUGUUAUCUAUCAGGUUAAAAUCUUUUUUUUUUUAAUUUUGUUAUUUCAUUUUUUAUCAAUUUGUAUAGUGGAUUGAAUUUAUGCUUUCAGGCAGCACUGUGUUUAGUGGAAAUAUGUUAAAGAUUUUGCUUAUUCAUAUAGACGGCUAUUGUUACAGUUUAUGAAUGUUCAGUUGUUUUCAAAAUGACCUUUCCUGGCAAAGGUUACAUGCAAUGCCAUAUUGUUCCGCCUGCUUGGCUAGCUCAUUAGAGAGAGCGCAAAUCUAUGGAUGGCAGGGUAGUGAGUUAAAUUCCUGGAGGAGGUGUAUGUUCUCCAUGAUCAUUUGAUAAAAGACAUUGUGUCUGAAAUCAUUUGUCCUUCACCUCUGAUUUAUGUGGAGAAGUUGACAGUUACUUCCAGAGAACAGGUUAAUUACCUUCCCGCUGUUACAUAACUGAAAUACUGUUUGAAAAACAGUGCUAAACCCAAAAUAAACACCCGAAAAUAAAGCAGUGUUAAACCCAAAAUGAACACCCCCAAAUUUAAGGACUGAUUAUGAAAUUUAAAUUAAUCUCUGUCGGAAAGUUCUCUUACUGUUUUAUUCCCUUCUGUAACACAUUUAAUAGAUUGUAAUACCAUAAUACUUUAACACCCUAGACUUUCGCCAGUGUUCACAUGAAGACGUUUGUAGCCCUGUCUGAAAGGUUGUUUUGAAUCCAGUGAUGUGUGGAACAUGUUACUAAUUCAUUUAGCAAUCAUUUUAUAAUGUACACUAAAUGCACAAAUUGUAUUUUUGUAAUAAACGCUGUGUUUUGUUGGUGUUUAAGAAGAUUUUUCCAGUGAAAUAUUAAGAAAUUGGAGUGCUUUUUUUUCAAAGUAUGUAAUAGCCUUAAAUCUAUAUGCCUUACGUUUUUUCCUUAAUUUUAGGAUGAUUUAGGUAAGAUGUAGUUGGAAUAUAUGAGAAGCAUUUUUAAGAGAAGAAUGUCUCUGUGUUUUGUAUAUUUAUUGUCUUCUGAUGGGCCUAUCAGUGAUGAAAUGAAGGCUGGUUCAUUCUGCCGUGGUAACAAUAAGAUUUGUAAAAGUUAUGAAAAUGGUUCUGUAAACUUGUUCACUGUCUUAAGAAUUAUUUGAAUAGUUAAAGUCAGAGGUAACAUUUGACCUAGUUUCUAAGAAUCGGUCAAAUCAGUUACGUAGCACACCCACUUAAGCAUUUAUAUUGUAUGAACUGAAAAUGUCAUGUGACACUAGUCACCAGUGAGCCAAAUCUAAAAUUUAGUGUUUCAUUGAAAAAUGUAAAACUACUAGUAUACAUUUGAUCUUCUUUUGAUCACACUUAAAUGAAAUAUUGCCUGAGUGUAGUCAGAGCAUCCACAAAAGGCAAAACACUUUUUCUAAAGGAUAUUAUCAACAAAGUUUCAGCAGAUUUAGUAUUUUAGUGGUUGAAUGUUUUAGAUUAAAAUGUGGUGAUAAAAUAUUACUGUAUGAAUGAUGUAAAAAACAUUACAGAUUUGCAUAAUCUGUCCAUAUAUGGCCCAUUUUCUUGAAGGGACAUGCCUCCAGUUUUUUCAAUAUUCAGUAAUUGUAAAUAAAUCAAAAUUAAAGUUGUCAGUGAGUGCUAGUCGGUAUUUGUCUAAAAAAACAUGUGUGUAGUCUGUUAUGUAUUCUGUUAAGUUCUCAAAAGAAAAUAGCUCUUCUUUAUAUAAAACUGAUGAAAUAUAGAUUUAUAUUACAUAUUUUAUAAUAUAUGUAGGCAUUUGUUUUUGUAAUGAUAUUUUGUAGGUAUGCCCUUUUAAUAAGAAAACUGGCCUUUGAAAAUAUAUGUUAAUGUGAUACAUUAUUUCUUGUAAUGUUACAAAAAACAAAUACUUUGAUGUCUUUUAACUCUUACCCUGCUAAAUUUCUGUAAUGAAUUUGUCCUUACAGUUUGGACAGUACCAUUAACUGUUAAAAGGGAGGAUUACCAAAAAGAUACUGACUGAACGGUGAACAGUGCAGAUCAUGAUCAGACUGCACAGAUGUGCAGGCUGAUCAUGAUCUGCACUGGUUGCAAAGGCACAAUUAGUCGUGUCCAGCAUGAUAAUUUUUAAGGAUUAAUAGGUGAAUGUAUUUUCAAUUGUAGACAAGACUCUAAGAUUAUAAACGCAGCUUGCAGACUGGUCACAGAGUGCAAACGUUCCAUUGGUCAAUUUAGACCGGUCUCAGAGUGCAAAUAUUCCAUUGGUCAAUUUUAAGAAAGUGCACAGAUACAACCGAUUAGAUGCUCUAAUUGUGAGACUGGUUUACAAACUCAAGCUUAAAGCCACUCACGACUGCCCAUGGAUCUAUUUGCAUGUUCAUACAGCUAAAAUAUGUAUGUGUAAUAACCUGGAGGUUUUCGUGUAAAUAUGUUACAUAUAUGUUAAUUAUGCACACGUUUGGUUUUGAAUCAUGUGUUGAAUCUGUACUUUGUGUAGAUUCUGUUUUCCUAGUGUUUUAGUCAAUCUAUACUCUCGCUAUACCUCUACAGUUUGGGACCAUUCUUCAAAUAUUGCUUCAAAAGUGUUUUAUCUUACAAUUAUCAUAUUAUUUUCUGAUACGAAAAAUUGUUUACUUUCAGGAAAUAAAUUUCUGUUGAAUCUGAA